UUAACUUUCUUUUCUACAAACAAAAAUCAAUUCUCUGCCCACAAAAAAUUAUUAUUUGUAAAAUAAAAUGCUGAAAAAAAAAACUAACUUGAAAAACAGUAUAAAUCAUCUGCUUGCACAUCACAUAUCAUAAUUAAUAUACGCACACUAAUAAUAGUAGUACAUUUGGGGAAGGAAGGAAUGGUAUCUGCUGCACGAAUCAUCUAUCUUGUCGCCAUAAUCACUGCGGUUGUAUGCGCGAUUAUUGCGGUUGCUAUCAGUCCAUUUGUAAAACAAAAUGGUCUAGACACCGGCAGUCAAAAAAUCAAUUUAACAUUUAUUAUUCUUGGAACAAUUUGUCUCAUUAUAGCAGCAAUCCUCGUAAUCGUCACAUUCAUCAGGAUUGAUUCUCUACUCUUCUAUAUUGUCAUCAUUGUACUACUGUCGUUAGCGAUCCCAUGCUACAUCAUCGCACUGGUUGUAUAUGACAAAAAUCCGGGAUAUUUGGGAUGGUUAUUAGCUGCUCUCUGGGUCACCUUCUUAUGCUUACUCAGUGCUAUUAUACUAUGGGUUGCCAAUAGUGAUUGA
Trichobilharzia szidati is the source of this 567-nucleotide messenger RNA. NCBI's taxonomy places the organism in Eukaryota, Metazoa, Platyhelminthes, Trematoda, Strigeidida, Schistosomatidae. The record is from the annotation of a GenBank genome assembly.